AGUCUUGUAAUUACAUAGGGUGUAUCUCUUUGUUUACAGUAACUCAUUUUUCCCUUCCAGGCUCAACAGAUGGUCCUGAAAACUACCGCCAGACCAUGAUAACAGCUAAACAGAGCUGGCCCCUUGGUGAUGAUGAGCCUCCACCCGCAGUGCCAGCCAAAACAGCAGCAGCGUACCAAUACUCCGAUCCACCGCCACCGCCUCCCCACAACCACGCUCCCAGCCCCCACCACCUACCUCUCAGCCACACUCACUCUCCGUACCUUCAGCCGCCACCUCCCAAACCUGUGCUCCAACAGCCUUCCCUGAUACAACAGCACCAGCAUCCACAGCAGCCGUCAACUCAGCCCCUGUCGAUAUCGCCGUACCAGUCGCCUCCCGUGCCACAGUCUUCGAAGAAACCACAGAGUCAGAAUUCUGUGCCGCUAGAACAUCAUCACAGAUCACCUAAACCCUUGGUAGAGACUGUACAAGACCAGAAAAAUUCUCCAUCAUCUGAUCAGAAUAAACAGACUGUGGUUGGGCAGAACAGGGCUGAGGAUGUAGUAGUCAGUGAGAGCAGUUCUGAGAGCUCGGACGACGAGGGGAUUUUUCACAAAUUCUCUGCCCCAAAUAUCUUCAAGAAGUGGCGUUCUAAUUCAAACAAGCAGGCAAUUCCACAAGUCCCUUCGUCUCCUAAAGCUACAAGCUCUCAUUUCUACACUCCAAGAGAAAUGAAGGAAGAGAAGGACGUGGAAAAGGACAACAUGAAAGGAGUAAAAGAACAGAAAGAUAGCACUGCAGUUUCGUCACCGACCUCACCAAAACCCUUAGUGAAGGCAUUUGAAAGAUUAAAAUUCAACCCCAAAUCUGUAGCUGCCAAUUUCAAGUCGUAUUUGAGUCCACGUGGGGAUAAGAUUGAGGGUGAUAAUGGAGGAGGUGCUGAGGGCCAUCCCAAUGAAUCGCCAAGUGGGAAUUUCGUAAACUCACCUGGCACUGGCACCAGAAACAUCCAGAAAAGUGCCAGCUCUGGCCCCACCAUCACUGCCUUCUCACAAGUGGUACAAGAUUACAAAUACCCAAACCCCAUACCAAAGAAGCCGGCUGGUCCCCGUGACAUGCCAGCACAAAUGAGAGGCUCCACCCCAACCAACCCCCAGGUUAAGGUCAAAACAGGUCGUCCACGGCAACAAUACCUAUAACUGGAUCAUACAUGCCUACCUAUGUGCUAGCUCAAGCCUCUACAUAUGUACUCUUCAUCAAAGUAGUUGAUAUAUCAAAAUAAACAGAUGGAAAUUCUUGUUUAUUUGUCAUUAUUAUAUAAUUUUUUUCAUUAAUAAGUUUUUUGUAUCAUUGUCUUUAUAUUUUUAAACAACUGACUGAUUGAUGAAUACCAAAACUUCCAAAUCUUUCCUUUGAAUGAUCUCUAAGUUACUGUAAAGCAAGCUUUUAAUUAACUUUGUUAUAUAUAUAUAUAUAUAUAUAUAUAUAUAUAUAUAUAUAUAUAUAUAUAUAUAUAUAUAUAUAUAUAUAUAUAUAUAUAUAUAUAUAUAAAUAUAAAUACUUAUUCAUUUACAUUUACUUUUUGCCAAAUAUGUUGAAAUAAGCUUAAAAUGGAAGAGUAUCUUCAACCUUACCCAGAGGAUGAUAAAUUUUACGAUUGUCUUUUACCUGAUAACAUUUUGAUCUCUCAACUCAUUUUCAAUCUUGAUGAGGAAAACACGAAUAUCUGCAGUAGAGUCCAGAUCUUUUCUAUAUUAGUUUUAAUAUUCUGAAUUUCUAUAUCAUACUUGUAAUUAAUGUAUCAUGCUUGUGAUCAAUCCUGCUUAAGCUGUAAAUAGUGCAAAAUCAGUGUUACUUUUUUCUUUUUUUCUUUUUUUCUUUUUCUUUUUUUUUUUUUGCUAAUAUUAAUGAUAAUUUUUUUCUCUCAGAUUUUCUAGCCCUUCACACCCUUUCAGAGUAAAGUCCUAUCAGACAUGGCCUUCACAACCAUCAUGUUUUAUUUAAAAUGUUUAGUGCUCACCAUUGUCACCAGAGUAAUUAUUAUAUUAUGAUAUUUUUGACCCCCCUCCAUUUUUUAAUGGCUAUCGUUCUGGAUACUUUAUUUUACAGAGUUUUAAUCUGUGAAUACUGUACAGCAGAAGCCUGCUUUUAGAAAUAAUUUUUAGCUACAUCGUAAAAUAAGCAAAAAAAAAAACGACAAAAAAACAAAAAAAAAGGAAAAAAGGAAAAAAUGCAUCUCUUUGGAGUUGGGUCAUGUUAAGGUCAAGCAAAAUGAGUUCAGAAAUGAUGAUUUACGCUUGAUUUAAACAUUUUAAAAAUGAUAAAAAUAUUAGCCAUACAACUUAUAGAGCACUGCCCUGUAUAUAGCAACUUUGUUGAUAUAUUUAAUGAAAUCUUAGUUAUAAGUGUUUUUAAUACUUGUAUAUUAAUAGAUGACAUUUUGCAUUUCCCAGUCGUUAUGAUGAGCCUUAAAACUAUUUCUGAUGGACAAUCACCUGUAAGUAAUGAUUAAAUAGACCAUGCUUAGUUUUUCA
Molecule: messenger RNA, 2516 nt
Organism: Penaeus indicus
Lineage: Eukaryota; Metazoa; Arthropoda; Malacostraca; Decapoda; Penaeidae
Exons: 3
Coding region: 96-1181 (361 amino acids)
Source: RefSeq, a predicted model, not a curated record